Messenger RNA from Neurospora tetrasperma FGSC 2508, 477 nucleotides. RefSeq lists its product as uncharacterized. NCBI's taxonomy places the organism in Eukaryota, Fungi, Ascomycota, Sordariomycetes, Sordariales, Sordariaceae. The coding region runs from base 111 to 398 and encodes 95 amino acids. The record is from RefSeq and is a predicted model, not a curated record. The transcript is spliced from 2 exons.
ACCCUGUCAGUCUGCCAUCCUGCAAGACCUUUCUUUUUCUUGGCGUUUCCCUAUAUCAGCAUAACACUCCAUCGUGACCCCUAUCUGCCACACCACUAUUCAACAGCAUUAUGUCGACCUCACGUAACGGCGAGAGACAUGGCAAGCAAAAGUCUCGCGACACAACCCCAGAGAGCUAUCUUGGGAGCUCACCAGACAGAGGCGACUCCCAUGUUAUCCAGCAAUAUCAGCCACAAAGACUUCAACAACAGCAGCAAUCGGUUCAAGGGACAACAAGAGGCAGUCGCAGUGGCGCUCUUGCCGUUAGGCUCGAUAUGGACUUGGAUAUCGACUUGCAACUGAAAGCAAAAAUAAAGGGAGACGUCACACUUUCUAUACUGGAAGGAGACCAGGAAUGAUUCUCGACAGUGACUCGGAAGGAUGACUUGAAAUUCAAUAUUUUAAUUUGUUAGCCUGCACAUAGUUGUGUUUUCUAGU